AUGAACAAUCUUCAAUUUCUGGAUUUAUCACGCAACAACUUCAGUAACUCGAUUCCAAGUUGCUUGGGAAGCAUGUCUAGACUAAGAGUGUUGAACUUAAGAAGGAACAAUUUCACUGGGAGUCUUCCCCCGUUAUGUGCGAAGAGCACUUCAUUGAGUACCAUUGUCUUGAAUGACAAUCACUUUGAAGGAACUCUGCCUGUGUCGUUGCUCAACUGUAGUGGUUUAGAAGUUCUUGAUUUGGGGAAUAACGCUAUAAAUGACACAUUUCCUGCUUGGCUAGGAACACUUCAACAACUGCAGGUCUUAAUAUUAAAGUCCAAUGUGUUCCAUGGACCAAUUAGUACUUGUCAGACUACACUUUGCUUUCCCAAGUUGCGAAUUUUUGAUCUUUCACGUAACGAAUUCAGUGGCUCUCUCCCUGCAAAAGUUUUUGGAAACUUCAAGGCAAUGAUUAAAUUAGACGAUGAAGUCUCAGGAGAGAUCAAGUACAUGAAACCAUCUGAGAUGCCAUAUGAUGAUUCUGUGAGUUUGGUGAUCAAAGGCCAGGAUAUUGAGCUAGAAAGAAUCAGCACAAUUAUGACAACCAUAGACCUCUCGAGCAACCAUUUUGAAGGUGUCAUUCCAAAAACACUAAAGGAUCUCAGCUCACUUUGGCUACUCAAUUUAUCCCAUAACAAUCUCAUAGGUCAUAUUCCAAUGGAAUUGGGGCAAUUGAAUAAGCUUGAAGCGUUAGAUCUCUCUUGGAACCGGCUCACUGGAAAGAUUCCACAGGAAUUGACAAGGUUAACAUUUCUGGAAAAGUUAAACCUUUCUCAGAAUGUUCUCAUUGGACCAAUUCCUCAC
Solanum stenotomum is the source of this 846-nucleotide messenger RNA. Its product is annotated as receptor-like protein 19. Gene Ontology annotation, molecular function: protein binding. The annotation marks the transcript as partial. The transcript has a single exon. The record is from RefSeq and is a predicted model, not a curated record. Lineage: Eukaryota; Viridiplantae; Streptophyta; Magnoliopsida; Solanales; Solanaceae.